GCGGUCAAGCUGUGUGUGUGGUGGGAACUCCCUCAGUGAGAGGCUGCGCUGCUGCUUUUGCUGCUGCCGCCGCAGAUCCUGCCGUUUUUUUAAAUAAAAAAAAAAAGAAAAUAAUAAUAAUAUUAAACAAAAACACGUUUCUUUACUGUCUCCCCUCCGUGUGACGCAGACAUGCGGGUCACAGUGUCCUCUGGGGCUCCUCUGCUUAUGCUGCUCCUGGCUCUUCAACAGGUGCUGAGUGUGGAUCUGCAUGACGUCCAGGAGAAGCAAUUGAGUCUGGCCAAGAGGAGACUGACCCUGCAGAGCACAGUGGAGAUCCAGAGCUGUCUGGUGAGUUCAGGGGACGUGGGCUGUGGGACGCUGCAGUGUUUCAACAACAACUCCUGUGAAAUCCAGGGACUUCACCACAUCUGCCUCACGCUGCUGCACAACGCCGGCCACUACGACUCGCAGGGUAAGUCUUUCGUGAAAGAUGCGCUGCGGUGCAUGGCCCAAGGGCUUCGACAGCGCUUCAGUUGCGUGAGCCGUCGAUGCACAUCCAUAAAAGAGAUGGUGUAUUCACUCCAGAGAGAAUGCUACUCCAAACACCAGCUGUGCCUGGCUCUGCGGGACCACAUGGACACCACGGGGAACCUGGUCCAGUUCCAGCUGAUGUUCCCUCCGGGACCCUACGUGGAGCUGGUCAACUUCCUGUUAAAGUGCGACGACGAGGUCCGGUCAUGGGUCAGCCGGCGUUUGCGUGGACAGUGCGAGCAACACUGGGGGGCGCUGUGUGGAAGUCUCGGCAACCCCUGCUCUCUCAGCCAACCGGGUGCUCAGCAGCAAGGCACCGCCCCGACACCCACCGUGCCGUGGCCCAUCACCGCUGCUCAGGGACAGGUGGCGGCGGACAACAGGGGCGGGACCAACAACAGGAUCAACAACGACACGACCAAUCCCGGCCAUCUAGCGUCAGAGAAAAUCAACGGGACGACUUAGUAGAGCGGCCGGAGACGCGGGUUCUCCGCUGGUGCAGACAGGGUACAGAGAUACAGACGCUCAUACACUUAUUACGAUUCUAUUCAGUAGUGGUGGUAGUUGAUGUAGUUUUACUAGUAUACUCAGUGUAGUUGGUUUAGUGCUGGUGAAAGUGAUGCAAGAUAACUUAUUUAAUCUGUGGACUUUUGUUUUUUGUUUUUUGUUUUGUUCUUUACAUUUGACUUUCUAAAAAAAGGAUUCAAACCAGUAAUCUACCUCACUUCAACACAACAAUAAAAACCACAGUGACUGUUACAGGAAACACCUAAACACUACAGGGAACGUGUGCUUAGCUCGAGUGCAGCUAAAGAUCAGUAUUCUACCUAUUUAAAGCUUUUUUUUUUAUUUAUCUGCAUUUUUGUUUGAUGCAGUGGAACAGCCUCAGUCUGACGUUCCUGUCGACCAGAGGAGACGGUCUCAAACGGUCAGUGGGUGGUUCUCAAACACGGGUCAAAAUAUCGUCACAUGUGACAGAACACAUUUAGAUUAGAUGGCUAACUAGUAAACAAUAUCAGAACGCAGCAGCAGAACUGGUAGCAUUAGCUGCUAGCCUCUUUUCUUAGGAUGACUAAUCUACUCCACAAAGACAGAGAAAAAAGAUUAAAACUUUUUUUAGAGACUGCGACCCGAUUUACCAGCACAUAAAAUUCACAAAACUUUUUCAACUAUUAAAAUAAAACUCAAAAGUCGAUGGUGAACGCUAACACAACAGCAUUCAGUACAUAAUGCUACAAUCGCAUACAGUUGACCUGAAGGAAUCAUCGCUGCUCCAACUUAAGAUCACACACCAGACCUUAAGGACACUGCCUUGAUGUUUGCUGUUAGCAAGCAAGUUGUACAUUGAAUGUCAUUUGUCAAAUUUAUUCAGGAAAUCACAGGAACCACAGGUUACCAACCCCCGGACCAGCAGAAGAAGAGAACUAGUCUCAUUAGUACCAAACAUCAACACUCUACUCUCCGUCCUGUCCUGAGACCCAGUUCUGGGUCAUGACUUUGGCCGUUUGAGUCACAGUCAGGGUGUAGUCUGCACUCUUGAAUGACGACAUGUUUGGAUAAAUGUGUAUUUUUGAUGUUGGACUUGAACAGUCACAUUUCAUACAAACACCCAGGUUUCAAGCUAUACUUUUGUAAGUUUUUAUUUAAAUGGAGCUUUUAAGAAAAAAAAUGUAGAUUUGUAAGCAGUUUUUAAAUGAAAAAUAAAUAAGCUAUAAUGACGAAA
Cynoglossus semilaevis (tongue sole) is the source of this 2236-nucleotide messenger RNA. RefSeq names its product stanniocalcin 2b (gene stc2b). The transcript is spliced from 4 exons. Gene Ontology annotation, biological process: intracellular calcium ion homeostasis. The record is from RefSeq and is a predicted model, not a curated record. Gene Ontology annotation, molecular function: hormone activity. Lineage: Eukaryota; Metazoa; Chordata; Actinopteri; Pleuronectiformes; Cynoglossidae. The coding region runs from base 172 to 978 and encodes 268 amino acids. Gene Ontology annotation, cellular component: extracellular region.